Coregonus sp. 'balchen' is the source of this 5879-nucleotide messenger RNA. The record is from the annotation of a GenBank genome assembly. NCBI's taxonomy places the organism in Eukaryota, Metazoa, Chordata, Actinopteri, Salmoniformes, Salmonidae.
AUGUCAGGGGAGGAGGAGGGGAAGUUGUGUCUGCAGUGUGAGACCUCUAAGGAAACGGUCACCCCCGUCUGGAGGAAGGAUGGUACAGUCCUUGCCAGCAGUGACAAGUAUGAGCUGCUCAAGUUUGGGAAGUCCUUAGCGCUCAUCAUCCAUAGUCUGAGUAAGGAUGAUGCUGACCACUAUAGCUGUGACCUGGGCACCAGCCAGACCAAGGCCAAGGUCACUGUACAUGGUACGUAUCGUCCUUGUCAUCAACGAGGUCUGGUCCAAACCAGAAAUGCCCAUUUGAUCGUCUAUCAAUUGUCCAUCUGAUCUCACUGACAUUUCCCACCACAGACCUUCACAUCACCAUUGCCCAGCGUAUGAAGACGGCCUCUGUUCUGGAGGGUGAGAGCUGCAGUUUCGAGUGCGUCCUCUCUCAUGAUGUCAUCGACGAGCCCUCCUGGACCCUGAACGGUCAACUUGUGGUCAGCAACAGCCGCUUCCAGAGCGUAAACAAGGGCCGCAAGUACAAGAUGACCAUCAGAGAUGCAACCUUGACGGACGCCGGGGACGUAGUCUUCUUCAUCAAAGACCUCAGCUGCAGGACCAUGCUAUUUGUCAGAGGUGAGUGACUGAAGCGUGUCUGUCUGAACUGUGUACGAACCUGUGUGUCAUCCGGGCCAGUCACAUUAUCCUUGAUCUAACCUCUUGAAAAGCAACAGUAGGAUGGCACUCAGGCUAUACGUUUUACUAUGUAACGUAUGUUUGUUCCUAAGGUGGGCCUGUUGCAACAUGUGGGUGUCCAGAUAGAAGGCCUGUAAACAGAUUAUACUGUAUUUGUCCCUAGAGAAAACCUGCUGUAAUGUUAUACUGUAUUUGUCCCUAGAGAAAACCUGCUAUAAUGUUAUACUGUAUAUCCUUCCUCCUAUAGAGAAGCCAGUGCAUGUUUUCAGGGACAUGAUGAAUGUCAAAGCCACCCCAGGGGAGGACGCUGAGCUGAGCUGUGAGAUCACCAAGCCUGAGGCCUUCAUACGCUGGCUGAAGAAUGGCCAUCAGAUCAGGCACAGCCCCCACAAGUACGAGAUCAAUGUGGAGGACCACCUGGUACGGCUGGUGAUCACGAACACCUGCAUCAGAGACUCUGGGGAGUACUGCUGUGAAGCAGACGGCAUUGCCACCCGGGCUAAGCUGGAGGUCAGAGGCAAGUACUGGGUAGUACUACAGUAUUACUGUGUAACGGUAUAGUGUUGUUUUGCAAUGUUUUGUAUUCGUGUCAAAUGCAAAUUAGAUUAAUUGCGACUCGACUUUGACUCAGAACCUCAAGACUCCGGACUCAACUUUGACUUGAGACUGAUUACCUGAAAGACUUGUUUUGAAAUGUUCUGGCCAGUUUCUGGACUGCUUUUGUACCUAAUCAGGUGUGGCACACAGGAAGUGUAUUUAACUCCUCCCACACCUGCUCAGAUGUAUCACAUAGGAAGUGUAUUUAACCCCUUCACACAUCUGCUUAGGUGCAGCACACAGGAAGUGUAUUUAAUCCCUCCCACACCUGCUCAGAUGUAGCACACAGGAAGUGUAUUUAGCCCCUCCCACACCUGCUCAGAUGUAGCACACAGGAAGUGUAUUUAACCCCUCACACACCUGCUUGGAUGUAGCACACAGGAAGUGUAUUUAACCCCUCCCACACCUGCUCAGGUGUAGCACACAGGACAUUUAUUUAACCCCUCCCACCCUUGCAGAGCUGCAGCACAUGUUUGCACGUGAGCUGCGGGAGGCACAGGCUGAGGAGAAGAGCAAGGUGACGCUGGAGUGUGAGACGAGAUUGCCGGCCAAGCGGGUGACCUGGCUGAAGGGCAUGGCGGAGCUCCGGGCGGGCAAGAAGUAUGUGAUGAAACAGAAGGGCGUAGUCCUCUCCCUCACAAUCAGCUGCCUGGAGAAGGGUGACACGGACGUGUACACCUGCGACGUUGGCACCAUGCAGAGCCGGGCGCUAGUGACCGUGCAUGGUAAGGCCAUAGAAAUAUAAUUAAUAGAACAGACAUUUUCAUUCAAGUCAAAGUUCUGUUUUAGGUUGGCUUUUGACAGCCAUAUUGAGUGUACUCCUUUCUAUACAGUUUGUGUAUGUUUAAUGUUAAACCCUUGUGUGAUCCCUCCAGGUCAGAAGGUGUUGAUCAUGGAUGAGUUGGAGGACGUUGAGUGUCUGGAGAAUGACACGGUGAUGUUCAGGUGCCGUAUCUGUCCCAGCGACUAUGUUGGGGUCAAGUGGUACCUGGAUGAGACCUUACUGUACACCAACAAGCUGAAUGAGAUCCAGGUGGUCCCGGGGGGAUACCACAGCUUAACCUUCAAACAGCUGGCCCGUAAAGACUCGGGCACCAUCUCCUUCGAGGCAGGCGACAAGAGGUCCUACGCCUCAUUGCUUGUUAGAGGUAACUUCAGCGUAAACUUGUUCUGAUUUACAAACAUCUAAAAACACUGUAAUAUUACAACACCUAUUCCCAAAAUGAAACUAUGUCAAUCAUAUGUAAAUCAUUUUUGUCCAGAGUUUAUGUAUUUGACACAGUUGUCUAUGUAAUCUACCUUUCAUGUGGUUAAGAGAGACGUCCAACCAUUACCAAAACAUUGGAGGAUUGUGAGGCCAUUGAGGGAGGCAGUUUGGUGCUUGUGUGUAUGACCUCUAAGCCAUGCCACAUCCUGUGGUACAAAGAUGGCUGCCUAAUGUGGAGCUCCUCAAGGUAUUACGUCAGUCGCUCAGGUAACGAGGCCAGGCUGACCAUCAGGGAGGUCAGUAACAGCGAUGCUGGGGUGUACGAGUGCAGCGCUGGAUCGGUCAGCACCAAGGCCGUCGUCAAUGUGAAAGGUAAGAACAGGUCCUCUGUUUUGAGAUAUUUUAUCAUGUUGUUGUUGUUCUUACUAUGCAUUUGGCAUUACAUAUAAAGAAGUACUGUAUAUGAGAUAGUGGAGAUAGUGGAAUAUGAUCAAAAUUUCCUUCAAAAGACAUAGAACAGGAUUACUUCUUUACCGGUUUUCUUCAGCUCCUCUUGCUUAUUCAUGGUUCCAUCUUUCUGUUCCAGCCAUCCCAGCUGAGUUCACCCAGCCGCUGCAGAGCAUGGAGGUGAAGGAGGGGGAGGAUGUGACCCUGUGGUGUGAGUUCUCCCUGCCGGGGGUUGCGUUCCACUGGAGGAGGGGCCUGGAGAACCUCAGGGCUGGAGAGAGGUACCUGAUGAAGCAGAAGAAGUCCCUCAUCUCUCUGACCAUCACCGGCCCGAAGCCUGAAGACUCAGGAGACUACACCUGUCAGUGCCGAGACCACAGAACGACAGCCACCCUCACAGUCCACGGUAAAAAUACAUUCUUGUUUUUCAUUUCUGUUCCCAGGAUGCAUCGUAUGGAGUCAUUCAAUAACUGCAAUGUUGUAUUAUCAAUUUACCUGAUUUUGCGAACAUUUACUUUGGACAAAAUCAAGACAUCAAUAUUCGUGUAAUGCUUUUUGCAUAACAAUCUUAAAUGACAGCAAAAUUAGAGCAAAUUCUGAAUUUGCGAUGAAUUGUAAUUAACCACAGCAAAUCCUGCGAUUAACUCGAUAACAUAUUUUUUUAAUCGUUUGACAGCCCUAACUAUCACACCCAUAAAAUAAAGAUCAUCUAUCUGAACAUGAAUGGAAAUACAUUUCAUUUUCUUUCAGUCGUCAUGCCUGUUGGUGGUUAAUACUAAAACGCAUAUUUACUCGCCAGCUAUCCCCAUCUCCUUCAAACAACAAUUGAAGAAUGUUCAGGCUGAGGAAGGCAACAGUUUCACAUUGCGCUGUGAGCUCUCCAAACCGGGAGUCCCCGUAGAGUGGAAGAAAGGAGAGGAGCUGCUGAGGAUUGGAGUGAAGUUCCAGAUAAGGAAGAGAGAGACCAUAUCGGAGCUUCAGAUAUGGAAAGCGGUGCCAGAAGACAGUGGAGUUUACAGCUGCCAGUGUGCAGACCAAAAGACCACGGCCACCGUCAAAAUCAGCGGUAGGAACUUCCUCAGCCUUAUUACGUUUUCCCGUGCAGCUGAUCUUUCUAGAAGUUACAUUUUCUACAUUUACAAUUUGGUCAUUUACAUGAAGGCCAUAAUACAUUACAGUUUGUACUAUUCUCAUUAAAUGAUUUUCCAUGUUUCUUCAGCCCUGCCCGUUACCUUCAAACAAAAGCUGAGGAACGUGCAGGUUGAGGAGGGGAACAAUUUGGUGUUACACUGUGAGCUCUCUAAACCAGGAGUCCCUGUGGAAUGGAUAAUGGGAGGAGAGGAGCUGCUGAACAAUGGAGAGAAGUUUCAGAUAAAGCAGAGAGAGUUGGUGAAUGAACUGAAGAUUCUGGAUACAAAACCUGAAGACAGCAAUAUCUACACCUGCGUUUGUGGCAAUGUGGAGACCACAGCCGGUGUUACUGUCACGGGUAAGGGUUGGAGACCAUUGAGAAUAUAAUUAAAUUCACAUCAGCAUCAAAUUACAUGUUUCUCAUUGCUAUGGUUUCUUUCAGCAAUUCCCAUCACUUUCAAGCAAAAGCUGAGGAAUCUGCAGACCGAGGAAGGGAACACCAUCAGCCUGCACUGUGAGCUUUCUAAAUCAGGGGUCCCUGUGGAGUGGAGGCUGGGAGGAGAGAUGAUACUGCAAAAUGGAGACAAGUAUCAGAUGAAGCAGAGAGGCUUGGCACUGGAGCUCGUCAUCAGGGAGCCUCUGCCUGAGGACAGUGGAGUCUACAGCUGUGUGUGUCGAGACCAGAAGACCAAGGCCACAGUCAAAGUCAUUGGUAGGGGGAAUAACACUUUGUGCUCUAAUGAAACCAUUUUCACUGGUGCUCAUCUCACAUAAACUUGGUUAAAUGUUCAAUGCCUGACUUAACUUGAGCCGUUAGCUCCAGUGUAGGCUUCAUUCAAUGUCCUUCAUCUUAUCUGGUGAAGGGUAAAGGUUUCUCAGGGCUGUUCUAGAUUUCACCGUGUUCAAUGUUCACUCUUUGAUCAAAUGUCCUCGCUGACUUCCUAUCUCUCUUGGUUCCCUCAGCUGUACCCGCCACCUUCAGAGUGGGUCUGAAGAACCAGGAGGCCCAAGAGAAGGGCAGUGUGACCCUGCGCUGUGAGUUGUCUAAGUCUGGCGUCCCGGUGGAGUGGUGGAGGGGGGAGACAGAACUGUCCCAGGACCUGUUAGGGGGAAAAUACCAGAUCAAACUGGAGGCGAGGAUCGCUGAGAUGACCAUUACCAACGUGCAACCGGAGGACAUGGGAAAAUACAGCUGUGUCACUGGAGACCAGAAGACCACCGCUGCUGUUAAAGUGCAAGGUAAGAAACAUUUGAUCUAUAUCAAUGCUUUUCCUUCCCAAAUAACCUCUUAGAACAGGGGUCCAAUCCGACCCGCAGGAUUUUUUUGAAAAUCGUUUUGACGGUGAGGAAAUAUUUUUUUUAAUCAGUGCGGCCCUCCAGACCUCAUUGAAGACAGAAUGCGGCCCCCGGGGCAAAAUGAGUUUGACACCACUGUCUUAGAACAUUUACUUAUUUAGAGGUGGAAGGGUUGAGUGACUCCUGCUUUGAGACCAUACACAGAUAGUGGGGUUGUAUUUAUACUUCUUGCGCUCAUACAAUAUGAACCAAUGUUAACGUUUCCACAGCUUUCCCUGUGACGUUCAAGCGCCAGCCCCAGAACACCAUGAUCAAAGAGGGGGACAGUGGGGAGUUCUGGUGUGAGCUCUCCAAGCCUGGAGCCCCAGUGGACUGGAGGAAGGGGAGAGUCAUCCUGAAGUCUGGAGACAAAUAUGAGAUGAAGCAGGAGGGACGUAUCACUAAACUGCUCAUCCAUGACGUGGAGGAGAGUGACGCUGGGAAAUACACCUGCAAGACUAAAGACGCCCAGUCAACUGCUGAGCUGACUGUGAAG